AUGGAGCGUCUACUUCGUCUCUACUAUGUCUUUUUUUUCCUGCCUUACUGCUUUGUUGUGCCUAAAGAUUCAAAAUUGGGCGAGGGCUCAUUGAUUCUAGGCGCAGCAUCAUUGGAUAGCCUAAGUGAAAUACCGUGGAUGGCUUCGAUAUCCGGAUCUUGUCAAGGAAUUGUUUUGAGUCGGUGGUGGAUCCUGUCUACUGCGAACUGUGUCAAGAAGAAGAAAAUGUCUCAUCUGGAUAUUUCAGGAAUCAAUGAUCCAGAGAAUAUCCAACACGGGCAGCGUAUAUGUAUUCAUCCUAAAUUUGAUCCUGAAGGUGGAAAAGAUCCUGUGAAAGCAGAUAUUGGCUUGAUUCUUCUUGAUGAGGCUCUUGAAUCUGACACUAUAUCACUGUCUCAGUCUCCAAAUGUAUCCUUGAAAAGCUGUGCUAGAUGUCAAUAUGACAAUUGCCAGGUGUAUCAAUUUAAAAGUAGCAAGGACUUUGUAUCUGCCCGAGUGAAGAAAGUACCAAUUCAUCUUCUGGAUCUAUCGGUCUGCCACCAUGAACAAUCUGACCUGAAGAAGAAUGAGGGAUUUUGCAUUCAAGGCCAACUACUCCAAGACUGUUGGGUACAGCAAGCUAGUCCCAUCCUAUGUUUUCUAAAGAACCAUUUGGAACUGGUAGGCCUGGUACAUAGGGCUUCAAAUAUAUGUCAUUACCCUGCCAUCAUCGUCAGGACAGCUCCCUACUUUACCUGGCUGAAACGAUUUAUCAAGGCAUCCAAGAAGCAAACAAAUUCCCCGCCAUCAAAUAUCCGUUGUAGGGUAGAGAGUGAUCAUAUUCCCCCAAUCCUGCACGGCCCUGAGUAUACCCCAACCAUGGUCUCACAUAAGCAUUCGAUAGAUUCUUUGGACAUUUCCGUACCAACGAAACCAUUAAAAGAUUCCUCUGGGAUGUUCACUUUGAAAGAGGUGCAAACUUCCACUGAAAGUCAUAAACAUACUCUUGGAAGAAGCCAAGUUUCAAAAGUUGGCAAAUUUCUAGUUGAGCCUAUGCGGACAGCCUCUAUUGCCAGAUUUUCAGAAAGUGACAGAAAUAAUUCAGUCCAAUAUCAUCGAACGACCCCUUCACAUGAUAAGGAUUUUUCAAGGGACUCUGUAAUAGCUUCCACAGCUAAAUCUUCUUUACCUCAGCUCAUUUCUGAUACAUCUUCAGCAUAUGAUUCCAAUAAGCCUGAUACAGGAAAAGCUUCGAGUUCUUCUGAGGAAACAUGGAACCGAGUCAUGGCCGAAAUAAUCAAACAGUGGAGUCCCCCCCUAGAGGAAGAGACUCAAUCCACAAAUGCCCAUAGCACUACCAAAGCUGGAUCUGGGGUUCAAUCUAGUGGCACUACGGGUAAAUAUGACAGCACAAGUAAAUAUGGUACAGAAACUACUGCAAAUAUGGAGGGGUACAUGGAUUCCUUGAUGUCUUAUACGGGUAAUUCUUGGAGCAAAACUAAACCAUCACAAGUUCCUUCAGAGGUUCCCUUGGAGUUUUUAACAUCAGAUGAAACCAUGAAGAAAUCUAAGUCCUGGCAUACUAUUUUUAAAGGUGAUAAUGCGGAUUCACAAGUUAUUGGUAGCACAUGGAUUCCUCCAACUGGAACAGUUGAACCAUGGAAAUCCUCUACUCAAUAUCAUCAUACUAUGAGGGCCCGCACUCGCAAUCCAACUGAUUCAGUAAGAUUCCAAUCUCCUCUUACAACACAGAAGGAGAAUUUCCACAUGCUACCAAUAGCCAAAGUGUAUGCAUCUAAAUCUCCUAAAAUAGUUACAUAUGGGCAUACCAAUGAUGAUUUUGAGGACAAGCACACCGGAUAUCAUGUUCAAUCUACUAUAACCCCAUCACAAGGCCGCUCUCCCAUUGGGCCCAGGAUUCAUCCUAUAACUGACUUUGAACCGGACUUUGUCGAAUAA
Molecule: messenger RNA, 1938 nt
Organism: Dipodomys ordii (Ord's kangaroo rat)
Lineage: Eukaryota; Metazoa; Chordata; Mammalia; Rodentia; Heteromyidae
Exons: 5
Coding region: 1-1938 (645 amino acids)
Biological process (GO): proteolysis
Molecular function (GO): serine-type endopeptidase activity
Source: RefSeq, a predicted model, not a curated record